Molecule: messenger RNA, 1552 nt
Organism: Dacryopinax primogenitus
Lineage: Eukaryota; Fungi; Basidiomycota; Dacrymycetes; Dacrymycetales; Dacrymycetaceae
Exons: 11
Coding region: 1-1515 (504 amino acids)
Source: RefSeq, a predicted model, not a curated record
AUGUCAUCUAUGGUACUCACAGUGGGAGCCUGCAAGUCAAUGAUCCAAGGUCUGCAUGAUAACUGGUCUGGUGUCAUGCAGAUAUUGAAAAUAUCGCCGCUCAAAGCUUUCACCUGUGGGAGCCAAAACAAUACCUGUAUUGUCGAAUUAAGUGAUGGAAUCCACUACAUAGAAGCAACCCUUGAUCACAACCUCAACACUCUUAUUCGCGCCUGCAAUGUCACAACUCUGUCCCUUAUCAGGGUGGAGCGUUUUACAAGACUGCAGCAUGCAUCCGGUGCAUUUUUCUAUCUCGUGGCUCGCCUGUCUGGAAAAGAUACCGUCCAUGCCUACAACACACAGAAUGGCAAAGGCAGAGUUCAUAAUCUUACCUUUCACGAUAGCAUGGGCAAGAUAGGUGCAGUGGCAUUCAACUCCGCAACUGAGGUGACAAACUCCCUGGAAUCUGGUCAGGUGUACUCUAUUUGCAAUGCCACUGUUUGCAUCGCGAAGGCAGCUUAUAACAAAACUUUGAGUCUUUUUCAGCUAACUAUCUCCAUGAACACAGAGUUCGAGCUGGUCCAGAACUUCGACCUCCCUAUACAUUACCUGGACAUUGUGCCUUUCGCUAAGAUUGCUGACAUGGGAAGUGAUGACAUCUGCGAUAUUCACGCUAUAGUAGUCACUGUAGGUGCCGGCAUCUGCUGCAAGCCCAGCCACAGUGAAUUGCUGGCAAAAGAGGUCACGUACUUCCGCAAGAUCCACAUUGUUGACCAGUCCAGUGUUAUGCUUUGUUUAUGCACCUGGCAGGAACUUGGGGAAGUGUUCAAGAACCACGAAGGCGAAGCUGUGUCAAUCAAUAAUCUUCAGUGGGAUUAUCAUGACGGCCCUAGCCUUGUCACUGCUGGUAAGUGCACACAUAUACAUUUCAACGAUGAUGAUCCCGACCACCAAGCACUGCAAUUGUGGUACGAGGAGAAUCUGGAGACACAGUGGACACUAUUAUUGGGACACACCACUGCUGCUGGGGCUCAACUGACAAAUACAGCCCCUCCUAGGGACAAACUGUGUAUCAAAGAAGUGUUAUCUUGUGUUGGAAAGAAGCUGGACAUCGACACCUUUGCUCUGGUAGCAACUUGCAAGAUACUGCUGCUCAAAGACAUUGGCUACUACGCAUGCAUGGACAAGCACUGUCACAAGGCUGCCAAGUGCGUGGCAGGUACAUUGCAUCUCUGGAACUGUCCCCAUUGCAAUACCAGGUUCACAAAGCCGCACUCCAUAUACUGCCUCCAGCUCCAUUUAGACAAUGGUACCAGAGAAUGUGUUGUAACCACGUUCGACUUCAUCAGAUGUCAGCUCUUUGGCGACUGGGCAGUCAUGCUAUGGAACCAGCAGCACAGUGCAGAUCCUGAUGAACACACUGUCUUUCAAGCGGUUCUCGACCAGGUUGCCGGAAAAUAUUCCUUCACCAUUCAAGCAAACACUGUAUGUUAUACCAACCUGGAUGGCACCCACAAAAAGAGAACUGGGUGGUAACUCGCAUGACACCCUGUUAGCAUACGACACAUCACAU